Brassica napus (rape) is the source of this 1487-nucleotide messenger RNA. RefSeq names its product protein BIG GRAIN 1-like B. The transcript has a single exon. Lineage: Eukaryota; Viridiplantae; Streptophyta; Magnoliopsida; Brassicales; Brassicaceae. The record is from RefSeq and is a predicted model, not a curated record. Bases 339 to 1361 code for a protein of 340 amino acids. Gene Ontology annotation, biological process: auxin-activated signaling pathway.
UACCAAGUUAAUAAUAACAAAAAGAGUUAAAUACAGUAAUAUACAUUGUUGCCAACAACUAUAUUCCCGUCUGGCACCCAGUUUCCACCUAAGUAAAUACCGAAUGCCAUAGGAAAAUAAUAAGACACGUGGCAGUGAGUAACAUUUGGCUGAUAAGACCCCUCCCUACUUUCUUCUUCCUCCUCCUCGCUCUCAGCUCACAAGAAGAAACAAAGCGUGCUUCUUCUCUCAUUACUCUCUCUCUCAUCACUUUCUCUCUCAUCACUUUCUCUCUCGCUCUUCACCCGAAACUCCAACACUAUCAUUACCUUCUUCCUCUAUAUAAACUCAAGAAUCUCAUGGAUCCUUGGGAUAACAACACUAUAGACCACCAGUACCGCCGCCGAGAUCACCGCCAUCCUUCCUUCUCCUCCACUCUCCUCGACCAAAUCUACCGCUCCACCGACGACUCCUCCGACGUCUCCAUGAGGAAGAAACAGAACCGCGCCGCCUCUCUCGACGAGAAUCGCGUCUGCCUCGAGAAAAUCCUCCUUAACCGCCGCAAAACCGCCGAUGAUUUCGCCGUUAACCGCCGCAAAACCGCCGAAGAUUUCGUUAGAUCCAGGAAUCCGAACACCGUCACCGUCGAGCCAGUUUUCUUCAAGCAUUCGAGCUCCAGCUCCUCCGACUCGAGCGGAUUCUCCUCCUCCGAGUCCGAUUCCUUCUACAGACGAACUCGCUCCUCGCGUUCCCUGCCGGAGAUUCACCAUCAUCCUAAGCCGAUUCGAAUCGCCGUCGAGAGACCUAACAACAAUAAUAAUAAUAAAGUGAAAUCGAAGGCGUUGAAGAUGUACAGCGAUUUGAAGAAAGUGAAGCAGCCGAUCUCUCCCGGCGGGCGUCUCGCCACGUUCCUCAACUCUCUCUUCACCGGAAACACAAAGAAACCUAAUAAAACCGUUUCCACCGCCACGUCAUCACACACCACUUGUUCGUCAGCGUCUUCCUUCUCCAGAUCUUGCUUGAGCAAAACGACGUCGUCCAGCGAAAAAUCGAAACGGUCUGUUCGUUUCUGCCCCGUCAACGUCAUCCUCGACGAGAACUCCGCUCGUCAUCAUCGAAGCUUGGAUACUCGUGAGAGCCGAGUUAUGGAGGAGAAUCGUCGCGUGAUUGAAGCAGCCAAGGAGCUUAUCAGAACUUACCAGAAGAAUAAAAACGUCGUCAACAUCUCCGUCGAAGAAGAAGACGAUGAUGCUGCGAGUUGCGCGAGCUCUGACCUGUUUGAAUUGGAUAAUCUAUCGUCGAUAGGGAUCGAAAGGUAUCGCGAAGAGCUUCCCGUCUACGAAACAACUCGUUUGAACACGAAUCGUAUUAUCUCCAGAUGAAUUAAUUGUUUAGUUUCUAAUAUAAAUAAUUACUUACUUGGUUUGGGGUGGAUUAAUUAAAUUUGGAUUAAUACAGUUUUAUCAUGAGUGAGGUUAAUUAUAUAUAAAUGUAGUGUUUCCACAAAA